CCUCCUCAUUGGCCUACCGAAUUGCAGGCUAUCCCCUCUUCAGUCUAUCCGUUCUGUAUCUGCCACCCCUCUCUGCCAAUCCCUCCAUUGGCCUCCACUGAGUGUCUUCCACCCCUCUCUGCCAAUCCCUCCACUGGCCUCCACUCAGUGUCCUCCACCCCUCUCUGUCAAUCCCUCCACUCAGUGUCUUCCACCCCUCUCUGCCAAACCCUCCACUGGCCUCCACUCAGUGUCCUCCACCCCUCUCUGUCAAUCCCUCCACUGGCCUCCACUGAGUGUCUUCCACCCCUCUCUGCCAAUCCCUCCACUGGCCUCCACUCAGUGUCCUCCACCCCUCUCUGC
Molecule: messenger RNA, 342 nt
Organism: Staurois parvus
Lineage: Eukaryota; Metazoa; Chordata; Amphibia; Anura; Ranidae
Source: the annotation of a GenBank genome assembly